This is a messenger RNA of Purpureocillium takamizusanense, 3072 nucleotides long. RefSeq lists its product as uncharacterized. The transcript is spliced from 2 exons. Gene Ontology annotation, molecular function: DNA replication origin binding. The record is from RefSeq and is a predicted model, not a curated record. The coding region runs from base 493 to 2772 and encodes 759 amino acids. Lineage: Eukaryota; Fungi; Ascomycota; Sordariomycetes; Hypocreales; Ophiocordycipitaceae.
CGCCGCGUGAUCGAGUGCGAGCCCACCCCAUCCUCGCACUGUAUCACGGCCCCGGGCUCUCUGCAGGCGAUACAGUGCGCCGUCCGCGGACCCCUGACCGCUGUAUUUUAUCCCGCUUUGCCCCAGCCUUUUCGGACCUAAUUUACAACCUCAUGUCCUUGUCCUCGUUGCCUCUCGCCGUCACCGAGCGCGAGACCUUGACCUACCCCCCCUUCCUUCUUCUCCCAAUGGUCGGCGCUCCCUCCCGAUAGGCCCCCGGUCACAUUUCGUCGUCCGCCAUCCUCCCGUGUGCGUCGCACCGCUGUCCCGUCGGCAGCACGGCUCCGGAGCGCCGUCUUGUGCCGUCCCGUCCUCCGGAUCUCAUCAGGGGCGUCGUCGCCGAAGGGGGAAAAAGUCCCACCAUCGGCUCCGGUCCGCAACGCUUCGGUCGCCCUGGAUGAGUGACGUCCUGUGAGACCCGUGUCUCUCGUGUAGCACGACGGACCGCCCGCGAUGCUGUCUCCUCAUGUGGACCUGGCCAGAAGCCAGGCUCCCCAUGAACAGCACCGCUAUCACCAACAGCACCAACAGCAGCAGCACCAACAGCACCAACAGCACCAACGGCAGCAGCAGCACCACCACCACCGGCAAGAGCACAAGCAAGAGCCGGAGCCGGAGCAGCAGCUGCAACAUCUGCAGCAAUACUCCGCCGACGAGUCGACGGAAGCCGUUGCUGCUGCCAAUGACGCCAUACGUUUUCAGUCUGGAUUCACCUCUCGUCCCGACCUCCCCGACAGGAAUGUCACCGUGGACACCAUCGAAGACGCCUAUGUGCGCUUCAUCUUUUACUGCAACCCCGCAGUGCGCCUGAGCGUCGACACGGACACGCUCAGAGAGGCCUUCCGCAACCCCCCCAAGAGCGGCGGCAAGGCCUUCCACCCCUUCGCCAUCUAUGAGCUGGUUCGCAGAUUCUACGCCCAUGAGAUCCGGACCUGGACCGACCUAACCAUUAUGCUCGGAGUCGAGCCCCCCGAUAUUACCAAGGACGAAAGCUCACAGAAAGUUUCUCAAUAUGGUGUCCGUCUAAAAAAAUGGAUGAACUCGAUGCAUGUCAAGGCGUUCUUCGAAUAUCUCAUGGACAUUCCCAAUGACUAUUGGACCAAUAUCCCCACCGAUCCCAACCCCGUAGCCUGGCCUGUCCGCGACGGCGUUGCCAUCGAGGAUGACAUGGCCCUGAGGGCUGUAGUGCCUGAGAUUAGACCCAAGAGAGGCCGCAAACGACCAGAUCCUGACAGCGGGCCCGGACCAGCGGCUCGAAAGCAGAGGAAAACGCCGCCAUCUGCAGUUGACGGCCACAAUCAUGGCGCGCAGCCUUGGUCGGCUCACCCUGACGGUAGACCAGAGAUGUCCGCGGACACAGAACGCUCCACCAACGGCGCCAGCUAUGGAAACCUACAGGCGUCACUCGGCCGAUGGCCGCAGUCUGCCGUGACGCCAACGACUAGAGGCACGUUCUGGGACGACGCCCUUGAACCUCGGUCGGCUGUCACGCCGUUGAGACCGCGGCAGUCUCAUCCCCGGAGAGGCCCCAAGAAUGUUUCGUCGGCGUGGAAGACGGGGCCCCACGACAUCGGGGGGAAGCUGAGAGGACGGCCACCGAUCCAUCGGACUCCUGUGGAGAGCAAUGCGCCGACUAACCAGCAAUGGAGACCGACAAGCCAAGAUGCCCAUGACGCCAACCCCGCGUACCCGAGAGCGCCAGAACAUUACGACCAUGGCCACGCCCAAUAUCAGCCAACCAGCCAACCCCCCCUGGGUGGCCACGUGCCGCCUCCAGUGUCGCUGCCGCCUGCAAUGCAGCACCAGCAUGCCGCCAAUGAGGGAGCACGACCAGCGAAGCCCAGCAUAUCGCUGCAGGUCCCAGAGCGGCAAGGAGGCUCCGUCAGGCUGGCUACACCACCACCCCUUCCGCCUCAGGCCCGACCACCAGAAGUCCACAUCAACGGCCAGCCCAAUGGUCAAACUCACGAGCGAAGCAACGCGGAGAGACCAUUCGCACCGCCAGGGGCUACCGACUCUGACCCAAGUCAAGGGCCAUCAAGGUGGCAGCGUUUUGCCAAGGAGGCGACGGAUGCCUAUGAGCAGGCCGCCAGCCUCCCCGGUACGGGGUGCGACCCACCUGUUGAGAUGCCCGAAUACUAUUUCGAGAGGAUGGGGGAUCGCACCAACGUGGAUGGACUCUUGGCCUACUUUGUGCGGUCCAUGACGGACUCGGAAUGGCUGGAUGCCGAGGGAAAUCCAGGUGAGCCGGCGGGGAUCGAGGAGUCAACCGCCAUGGUCAACUCGAUGCUGCAGAACAUGUACAAGACGUCGACGUCUCCGCAGGCCUUCCUCAUCAACCUCGCGGCGCUCGCGGGGUCCAUGAUGCUGGUGACGACCCGGCCCAAGUGCGCACGCAUGGGCGAGACGGACGGUACGCACGUGUACAAGUGCGACUGGGAGUAUCGCUUCGGCCACGUCAAGGGCAGCUUCACGAUGUCGCAGUACGUGCCGUCGACCAUGUGGAAGCCAAGCAAGGCAGAACCCCAUGCAGGCGACAAUCAAGCUCAAGGGGCAGGCGACGCUGGCGCGGGCGCCAGCGGCGAUAAGGAGCCGGAAGUGCCCCUGUCCGCCGACGAGUGGAGGAAGAAGUACCAGGCCUUGACCGAGGAAAUGUACAGGCGCAACAAGGAGAUACACGACCUGCGGUCCAGGGUGAUGUCGUCGCUGGGGCGGGAGUGGAUGGAGACGUGAUACCAAUUUGUUUUGGCGAUGCAUCAUGGCGUUUAUUGUGUGAACUAGGCAGCAUCAACGAUGGAAACCGGGCUGUCGGCACCAAGCAGUCCCAGGCUCGAGCGGCUGCUCGUCCUGCACAUGCAUGCGUUGUCGCAAGAAAAGAUGCAUAACGAAGCACCGCCCCCGCGUCCCGUGUAUUGUAUACUAGUUACAUGAAUGCCUUCUGUGGUGGCACCGAUUGUGAGUGUAGGAACCCUGCAUGGAUGAGGCGUAGCGUAGGCCACCACCUCCGCGACGGCGCAUGCAGAGUUGACAGGG